AGUACCCUGAAGAGCCUCCUGUGAUUAGGAUUAUUGAUUCCAAGAUGAGCAGAGGCAGAAACAUCUGAUGGAAAGCAUUUGUUCCAAAGCUUUUGAACUCGCCUCAUGUUUCAUGCUUGUGGCACUUUGUGAGGAAGCAGUGGAGAAGCUUUCUAGUAUGAAUCAUCCCAAGGGAGACUGCCCCUUAUGUUUAUUUCCUUUAUUAGAUGAAGAUGCUGGGAACAAUUCGUUACCUUUUAUGAAGUUAAUGUCUUGCUUCCAUUGCUUUCAUUGUGACUGCAUCAUCAGGUGGUGGAAUUGGAUUCAGAUGCAAAGUGAAAACGAGAGUUCAAGCUCGUCAUCAUCAGCUGUUAGGAGUAAGCCAGACCAACAAGAUGAAAAUUUUAUCAGAAGGCGAGCUGCUACCCAAAAUUACAUGGAAGUCGAUGACUUUGUUGAAGCAUCUUCCUGUCUAUUGCAGCCACUGGAAGAUUUCUUUAACAAUGUAUUUGUGAUGGUGUUAAUGUGUAUGGCCGAAGCCGAAGCUAUCGCCGCCCAAAUCAGUAAAACUGGUAAUCCUCCGCCGCCUCCGCCUCCGCCGAUGGCUGAAGAAGAGGUAAUAGCUGAAGUGGAGGCAGCCCAGGCGGUUUACGGCGACGAUUGCCUUGUCAUCGAAACCUACCCGCCCCAUCUCCACGUCCACCUCAAGCCCCGCACCGCCGAGGUCUCAUCUGAGCAGUUUGUGGAAGCAACUAUUGGGAUGCAGGCUGGUCCUAAGUACCCUGAAGAGCCACCUGUGAUUAGGAUUAUUGAUUCCAAGGGUCUUGAUGAGCAGAGGCAGAAACAUCUGAUGGAAAGCAUUUGUUCCAAAGCUUUUGAACUUGCCUCAUGUUUAAUGCUUGUGGCACUUUGUGAGGAAGCAGUGGAGAAGCUUUCUAGUAUGAAUCAUCCGGAGGGAGACUGCCCCUUAUGUUUAUUUCCUUUACUUGAUGAAGAUGCUGGAAACAAUUCGUUACCUUUUAUGAAGUUAAUGUCUUGUUUCCAUUGCUUUCAUUGUGACUGCAUCAUCAGGUGGUGGAAUUGGAUCCAGAUGCAAAGUGAAAACGAGAGUUCAAGCUCGUCAUCAUCAACUGUUAAGAGUAAACCAGACCAACGAGGUAUUCGCAAAAUGAUGGAAGGAAGUAGGGGCAAAUGCCCUGUCUGCCGGAAAAUAUUUCUUGCCAAGGAUAUUGAACAUGUGCUUGACUUAGUUGGGACCAGUGGCAAUUUGGACUGUACCGGAACUGAGAUUGACAGAGGCUUUCUCCAGUCGGAGGAGGAAAUAAUUAGAAAAGAAAAAUUCGAUGCCAUUUUAAAAAUUCAGCAAGAAAACAAUGGCUUGAUUGAGCCCAAGAAAAAUGAGGUCCUGUUACCUGGUAUGUUUCUUCCGCAGCCAGUUGGCUUGCCGUCAACAGAAUCUGAAGGAGUAUCUAGUGCAUCACAAAGCAAAGAUCGCGCCGCCAAAUCCGAUGCCAACCCAGAAAGUUCGUCCAACAGACGCCGGUCGAGGAAGCCCAACAAUUAUCAUAGGAAGCAGAGGACUCCAAACACAAACAAACAAGAAAGACAGUGGAUUAGGAAAGACAAUGUUUCAGAUAAUUAAGUUUUGGCCAUUUUUGUUGUAAAACCAUAUUUUCCCAUGAGAUAACACUAUAUUUAAACAUGCAUCAAGAAACUUGUAAGUUUGUUCCUGAGCUAGUGUUACUUCAUGUACUACUAUGUAGCGAUGGUAUCUCAUUAUUUGUGUCUACUUAGGAGCCGUUCGGUUGCCAUGAUUACUUGUGA
This is a messenger RNA of Salvia hispanica, 1803 nucleotides long. Its product is annotated as RWD domain-containing protein. The record is from RefSeq and is a predicted model, not a curated record. Gene Ontology annotation, biological process: protein ubiquitination. Gene Ontology annotation, cellular component: nucleus. NCBI's taxonomy places the organism in Eukaryota, Viridiplantae, Streptophyta, Magnoliopsida, Lamiales, Lamiaceae. Gene Ontology annotation, molecular function: ubiquitin protein ligase activity; protein binding.